AUGGUGACGCGUAACUGGCGUCGCGGAGUUUCGGUGACUGUCACCGAGUCGUCUGUGACGCUAGUGACGCUGGUGACAUUGGUGACGCUGGUGACAUUGGUUACGCUGGUGACGCUGGUGACAUUGGUGACACUGGUGACACUGGUGACAUUGGUGACGCUGGUGACAUUGGUUACGCUGGUGACGCUGGUGACAUUGGUGACACUGGUGACAUUGGUGACAUUGGUAACGCUGGUGACGCUGGUGACAUUGGUGACAUUG
This is a messenger RNA of Iphiclides podalirius (scarce swallowtail), 261 nucleotides long. The record is from the annotation of a GenBank genome assembly. NCBI's taxonomy places the organism in Eukaryota, Metazoa, Arthropoda, Insecta, Lepidoptera, Papilionidae.